AUGUCAAGUACUGCCUCCUGUCUAAUCUUAGAGAUCUCUGAUGCAUGGGUGUUUUAUUGCAGCGAAGUGGUAGGAAUUGCUUGGUCGUAUAUUUUUAUCAUAAUUAUCGGAAGUGCCAUUUUUCUCACGGCCAUUUUCAGCUGCUUCAGUGCAUUCAAGGAGAACAGUUCUUUUGUUACGGCAUCUAUAAGCUUACAAUUAACGAGCCUCACACUUGGAAUUGUGGCAAUAGUGAUUUUUAUUAUUAAUCGGGAAAAGUAUGCCAAUUUUUAUACUAACUUGUUGUAUCAACAAAUAGAAUCUUACGACAAAAUACAUGAGUACAGAGAGGAGAUCGAUUUAAUUCAACAGGAAUUCCAAUGCUGUGGAUACGACGGACCUCAUGACUGGUUGAAAAAAUAUUCGAACGUACCAGAGUCAUGCUGCAAAAAGUUUGAUCUUUGGUACCCCUAUGAGAGACACUGCUCCUUAACUUCUGCUUAUUCAGACGGAUGCCAAAUAACUUACGCUUAUAUAGGAUAUGUUUUUUUGUGCUGUAUACUCGCUUAUGCAGCAGUAAUGGCUGUCAUUCAGAUUGCUGCAACAGUGAUUUCUUUCGCGCUAAGAAUUAAGAUCAAGAAAAGACAGAUAGAACAAGCCACGCAAAUGUCACAGGAAUGCAGGAUGAAUUCACCCAAUAGUGUUCCCAUCGUUCACAUGUAA
Molecule: messenger RNA, 702 nt
Organism: Copidosoma floridanum
Lineage: Eukaryota; Metazoa; Arthropoda; Insecta; Hymenoptera; Encyrtidae
Product: leukocyte surface antigen CD53
Source: RefSeq, a predicted model, not a curated record